AUGGCGAAGAACGCUCCUCUUGGCCUCGCUGGCCUGGUCCUCCUCGCUGUUUCCCUCCUCUUCCUCUGGUUCAUCAUCCUCUCAGGCUUGACAUCUACCACGCCAUUCGACAAGACGUAUUUCCUCCGCGCCGACACUGGCGGUAUCUCGGGUGCCCGUGAAGUCACGCAAUGGAACUUCUUCUACAUUUGCGGUGCCGGCAACAACGAUUGCGAUGGCGCCCGCGCUGCCCCCGUCAUCGGUCGUGCCUGGGACUCAAACCCACGUAAUGCGCCCAGCUCGCUUGUCGGUGGCCGUGCUGGUGACACCACAUCGAACAGACAGUUCUUCUUGUGGAGGUUUGGCUGGGUCUUCAUUCUGAUUACUCUUUUCUUCGAGACCCUCGCCUUCUUCACUGGCUUCAUUGCCUGCUGUGGUCGUCUUGGUGCUGGAAUCUCUAGCAUCAUGUCCAUGUUCGCCCUGUUCUGCUCCUCAGUCGCAAUGUCCCUGAUGACUGCUACAUGGGUUCUCGCUCGCAAUGCCUUUCACCGAGACGGUCGAUCGGCCUCCAUUGGCCGCUAUGCCUUUGGUUUUGCGUGGGCAUCAUGGGCCACUUUGCUUAUUGCUACCAUUCUCUUCUGCUUAGGCAUGCGCGGUGACAAGUCGUCAAGUGGAGGUUACAGCGGCCGCUCAUGGCGCCGUAGACGAAGCGUCCGCAGCAGCCACGGCGGAGGCUAUGAGGGCCGCCGUGUUAAGGAUGACUAUUCCUAA
This is a messenger RNA of Fusarium mangiferae, 750 nucleotides long. RefSeq lists its product as uncharacterized. The record is from RefSeq and is a predicted model, not a curated record. The coding region runs from base 1 to 750 and encodes 249 amino acids. Gene Ontology annotation, biological process: endocytosis; cortical actin cytoskeleton organization; fungal-type cell wall organization. NCBI's taxonomy places the organism in Eukaryota, Fungi, Ascomycota, Sordariomycetes, Hypocreales, Nectriaceae. Gene Ontology annotation, cellular component: plasma membrane; membrane raft; cell cortex. The transcript has 3 exons.